UUGGCUGAGUGUCUUUGGCGCAUAUAAAACAGCGCAUUGUUCUGCGGCGCGUCAGAGCGCAGACUGGCUGGGUGGAGAGGAGCCAAGCACUAACAGGACUCACUGGACACUGGGGGGGGAAUCCGACUAUGCCUUUCCAACAACACAUGGAACGUUAAUAAGAACAACUUUUGACCUGACCAUUAUCUCUGCAUUUCCAUUCUCUGGACACAUUGGAACAAAGAUCCACACUGCCAGGCCGAAAGCAAAAAAGAAAAUGUGUGCAUGUGAGCGUGUACGUUAGGACUGCUGUGUGCCUUUGACUGAGGAAACGCCUCCUUCUGAAAGAACCUGCCUGGCUUUUACAAUGAAGGCUGUCGCUCUGCUCUGUUUCCUGAUGGUCGUGGCGGUCGGGGCCUCUCGGUUUAUCCGGGACUCCCCGAGUGUGCCUGACACUUUUGAUGAUUCCAAGACUAAUGCGUCCAUUCAGCGCCUACCCCCGCAGGCGGUUCGGCCGGGGGACUCCUUCCCCCCCAUGUGCAUGAAGCCCACGGAAAUUAAGCACGCCUUCAAGUAUGUGAACACUAUUGUGUCCUGCUUGAUCUUUGUGGUUGGAAUCAUUGGCAACUCCGCACUGCUGAGGAUCAUAUACAAGAACAAGUGCAUGAGGAAUGGACCCAACGUCCUGAUUGGGAGCCUGGCACUGGGGGACCUACUUUAUAUCGUCAUCGCAAUCCCCAUCAAUGUGUAUAAGCUAAUAGCAAAAGAUUGGCCCUUCGGGGUGUAUCUCUGCAAGAUGAUGCCCUUCAUCCAAAAAGCUUCAGUGGGUAUCACUGUCCUCAGUCUAUGUGCGCUGAGUAUUGACCGCUACCAUGCAGUGACGUCAUGGAGCAGGGUGAAGGGAAUGGGCAUCCCUGUGUGGAAAGCGGUGGAGGUGGCGCUGAUUUGGGUGAUCGCUGUGCUGUUGGCAGUCCCCGAGGCCCUGGCGUUCGACAUGUUGGAGAUGCCGUACAGAGGCAACAAACUGCGCGUGUGCCUGCUGCAUCCGGAACAAAGCUCCAACUUCAUAAAGUUCUACCAGGACGUGAAAGACUGGUGGCUGUUUGGCUUCUACUUCUGCCUGCCGCUCGCCUGCACAGGAAUCUUCUACACUCUCAUGUCCUGCGAGAUGCUGAGUCGCAAGAAAGGCAUGCGCGUGGCACUCAACGACCACAUGAAACAGAGGAGGGAAGUAGCAAAGACAGUGUUCUGCCUGGUGCUGAUUUUCGCUCUGUGCUGGUUGCCACUUCACCUCAGUCGCAUUCUCAAGAAAACAGUUUAUGACCAAAAUGACCCCAACCGCUGCGAACUCCUCAGCUUCCUUUUAGUGAUGGAUUACAUUGGCAUCAACAUGGCUUCACUAAACUCCUGCAUUAACCCGAUUGCCCUCUACUUUGUCAGCCAGAAGUUCAAAAACUGCUUCCAGUCUUGCCUGUGCUGUUGGUGCUACGGAACAUCCCCAUUGGAUGAUCGAGGGUCCGGGUCAGGAUGGAAGGGCUCCUGCCACGGCAACGGACUGGAUCGCUCCAACUCCCGUUCUAGUCAGAAAUACACGAGCUCCUCGUAAACACACCCACCCUUAUUCAGCACUUCAUUUAAUCCCCGAAAAAAAAAACAUGUUCCCAAUCAGCACCAGUGGAGCUGGAGCUGGAACUGGACUGAAGGACACGAAAGGGUCAGGCCAAACAAUGAAUUAAAUCAAAGGACUGUACCUGCAGAAUGAAGACACCAAGGCUACCUGCAUUCCACAGAGGCAGAAAUGCAUCACGUCACAUGCAAAUCACAUAUACAAACUCCGUUUCCAUAUGAGUUGGGAAAUUGUGUUAGAUGUAAAUAUAAACGGAAUACAAUGAUUUGCAAAUCCUUUUCAACCCAUAUUCAAUUGAAUGCACUACAAAGACAAGAUAUUUGAUGUUCAAACUCAUAAACUUUAUUAUUUUUUUGCAAAUAAUAAUUAACUUAGAAUUUCAUGGCUGCAACACGUGCCAAAGUAGUUGGGAAAGGGCAUGUUCACCACUGUGUUACAUGGCCUUUCCUUUUAACAACACUCAGUCAACGUUUGGGAACUGAGGAGACACAUUUUUUAAGCUUCUCAGGUGGAAUUCUUUCCCAUUCUUGCUUGAUGUACAGCUUAAGUUGUUCAACAGUCCGGGGGUCUCCGUUGUGGUAUUUUAGGCUUCAUAAUGCGCCACACAUUUUCAAUGGGAGACAGGUCUGGACUACAGGCAGGCCAGUCUAGUACCCGCACUCUUUUACUAUGAAUGAUUGAUGUAACACGUGGCUUGGCAUUGUCUUGCUGAAAUAAGCAGGGGCGUCCAUGGUAACGUUGCUUGGAUGGCAACAUAUGUUGCUCCAAAACCUGUAUGUAACUUUCAGCAUUAAUGGCGCCUUCACAGAUGUGUAAGUUACCCAUGUCUUGGGCACUAAUACACCCCCAUACCAUCACAGAUGCUGGCUUUUACACUUUGCGCCUAUAACAAUUCGAAUGGUUCUUUUCCUCUUUGGUCCGGAGGACACAACGUCCACAGUUUCCAAAAAACAAUUUGAAAUGUGGACUCGUCAGACCACAGAACACUUUUCCACUUUGUAUCAGCCCAUCUUAGAUGAGCUCAGGCCCAGCGAAGCCAACAGCGUUUCUGGGUGUUGUUGAUAAACGGUUUUUGCCUUGCAUAGGAGAGUUUUAACUUGCACUUACAGAUGUAGCGACAAACUGUAGUUACUGACAGUGGGUUUCUGAAGUGUUCCUGAGCCAAUGUGGUGAUAUCCUUUACACACUGAUGUCGCUUGUUGAUGCAGUACAGCCUGAGGGAUCGAAGGUCACGGGCUUAGCUGCUUACGUGCAGUGAUUUCUCCAGAUUCUCUGAACCCUUUGAUGAUAUUACGGACCGUAGAUGGUGAAAUCCCUAAAUUCCUUGCAAUAGCUAGUUGAGAAAGGUUUUUCUUAAACUGUUCAACAAUUUGCCCACGCAUUUUUUGACAAAGUGGUGACCCUCGCCCCAUCCUUGUUUGUGAAUGACUGAGCAUUUCAUGGAAUCUACUUUUAUACCCAAUCAUGGCACCCACCUGUUCCCAAUUUGCCUGUUCACCUGUGGGAUGUUCCAAAUAAGUAUUUGAUGAGCAUUCCUCAACUUUAUCAGUAUUUAUUACCACCUUUCCCAACUUCUUUGUCACGUGUUGCUGGCAUCAAACUCUAAAGUUAAUGAUUAUUUGCAAAAAAAAAAAAUGUUUAUCAGUUUGAACAUCAAAUAUGUUGUCUUUGUAGCAUAUUCAACUGAAUAUGGGUUGAAAAUGAUUUGCAAAUCAUUGUAUUCCGUUUAUAUUUACAUCUAACACAAUUUCCCAACUCAUAUGGAAACGGGGUUUGUAAUAUAAUACAGUAUCUAGCCUUUGUAUUUCUAUACAUAACAGCGCUGCAGCUGAGUUAUAUGAACGCAAUCAGCAGGACAUCUGGCACUUGAGCACAGAGUCACUGCCUUGGCAACAACUUACCAAAGAAAAUGGGGAGUUGGAAGGUCAGACGUUACGCUGCUUACAGUAAAAGUGAAGGACAACUGUUGUUGAGGAUAUUGAUGGAAACUACCCUCCACGCGCUGUAGGAGGCUCGAGUUCCAAAUAUGUACAAAUAUAAUAAUCUCAUGACCACAUGACAGUGUCUAUGUCAUGACAUCACGACUUCGCUGUCAAAGCUCAUGUGUGAAAGGUUAUUUUUGCUUAACCUCUUCAUCAAGCAUAUUUUUAUACAUUAGUAUUUCUUUUGAAUAUAGUGCAUCUACUGGAAGUUUAGGAUCUCCUGGAUAUUUUAAAAGAGAAAUAUACGUUUCAUAAUGUGAAAGAUAGUAUCUUAAAGAUGUAGAAAGAUCUUCCUGCAACAUACACAUGUUAUUUAUACCUAUAAUGCAGCAAGAUGCAAAUAAGGGGUCUAUUGAUUAAUGACGGUUUGUCCAACACAAAGUGUUCAAAAUAUGAUUAAUCAUAUUUGCAGUUUGUACUGGAAUGUGACUGGCAGGUUUGACCCACAGUGCAACUCGUUGCAUAUCCAGAACCACAUUCAGAGAAAACUGCAUAUUACAUUUGCUUGCCUUUUUCGAAAAAAGUUGUAGAAUCAAAGUAUUAAUCUUUUUAGCAUAAGCGGUGGCUGCUUUUCAAAGUGGAGAAAUCUGGGGCGAGGGUUUCUAAUAUUCAGUGUAUUUGUUUUUUAUAUAAAUUGUACUUUACUUUACAUAGCAGAUCCUCACUCAAACAGUGCAGCCAUUGUCUCAAUGUAUUCUUGCGGUAAUUCAAUCAAAUAGAGGCACAAUGUCCUAAUUAAAAAGUUAUAAAAUUAGUGAGUGUUGACACAAAUAUUCUUUGACCCUUCGGGGAGCUAUUCUAAACUUAUUUUGACUUAC
Molecule: messenger RNA, 4406 nt
Organism: Nerophis lumbriciformis (worm pipefish)
Lineage: Eukaryota; Metazoa; Chordata; Actinopteri; Syngnathiformes; Syngnathidae
Product: endothelin receptor type B-like
Biological process (GO): vasoconstriction; enteric nervous system development; endothelin receptor signaling pathway
Cellular component (GO): plasma membrane
Molecular function (GO): endothelin receptor activity
Source: RefSeq, a predicted model, not a curated record